AUGGACUCUGUUCGAGAUUAUAGCAGUAUCAUUCACUCACCAUCAUUCACCUUCCUCGUUGGCCCAAAGCACACGAAGCUGACAAUCCAGUCGGCCCUCGCCCAGCAUGUCUCCAAACCACUCCAUAAUCUUAUGAACGGUCAUACGAGAGAGUCCAAACAUCGAAUCGCCGUCUUGGAAGAUGAAGACGUCGAGACCUUCGUCGCCUUCUGCGAAUAUGCAUACACCGGUGAUUAUAGUUUGCCGCGAACCGAGCCGGAGGACGAAGCCCUAGAAGAUAGCAGGUCUGGCGUCGUCGAGAAUGCGCCAAGUCCGGGUACUUCUUGGAGGGAAACUUACCGAUCUGAAUCGGUUUCGUCGGCUGUGCCUCCGCCUGCGCCGUCGCCCCCUCCUAAGGAUCGUGGACAGACGGAUACUACUGUGUAUCAAGACCCCGAGCCAGAGGCUGUACCUGAGCCAGAGCCAGAACCAGAGCCUGCCCCAGUCGAAGACCCUCCUGAAGAGGCGCCAGAGCCGGAACCAGAGCACACUGAAGUGAACGGGUUUGAAUAUGCGGACUCGAUUGUGCCGGAUGGACCUGAGCAACCAGAGUACCCUGCUGUCGAGCCGGAGGCGUUUCCAGAGCCCGAGAACGAAGCACCUGCGGAUGAUGAGAGCCCAGCACCAAAGAUGAAAAAGGGCAAGAAAGACAAGAAGGCGAAGAGGAAGGCAGCAGCACACGUCGAGGAAGAGCAUCCUGCACCGGAGGAGCCCGUCAACCUGACGCCUCCAUCAACGCCUCCACCAACAGCCCCAGUGGAAGAGUGGCCGGCAGCAGAGUAUGAACCAGGACCACCUGUCGAGGAGUCUGUCCCAGAGCCUGCUCAAGAGCCAGAGCCAGAGCCAGAACCAGAAGAGACUGGAUAUUGGGAACAACCACCCGCGGAACCCGAGUAUACACCAAAGACCCCAGACGAACCGCUGGCAGAUUCAUGGUCGGGAGAAAGAAAUCAAAUUCCCAAACCCAGGCCAAUGCUAGACAUGUCAUUUGCCCAACAACAGGCCUCCUCGCCCUGUGAGCCAGGUCUCAGCAUGUGGGACGAAUUCGUCUCCCUCCAAUACACCGACGACUCGGCAUCAAAGCUAUCACCGGUCGAGCCAACAUCCGACCUCCCAUACCUAACCUUCCACGCCAAAGUCUACGUCUUCGCCACCCGCUACCUGAUCCCCGCCCUGGCGCAGCUCUGUCUCCGCAAGUUACACCGAGACCUCCUGCUCAUAUCCUUCACAGAACAAGAAACAGCCGACCCGAGCCCGUCUCAAAAACUGGGAGUCUUGGCCGCGCGCAAGGCCCAGAUGGUCCUGAAUCUAGUCCACUAUGCCUACACGAAAACGGCCCGGCUGGAGCCCAUCUCACCGACAUCCGCGACGCAACUUCGGGAGAAUGAGCUACGACGACUGGUUGUGCACUAUGCAGCCUGCAAAGUGAAGGACUUGGCCAAAUAUCACUCGCCAGACGAUUCUGCAACGGGAACACCAUCGCUCCGGCCGGUGGAUGCGUCAGUGGAGCGGGCCGAGACUUCUGCACCGAAGAGUCUCCGCUCCCUGCUGGAUAUGACGACGGAGCUGGCCUCUGAUCUUGUAUACCGCAUGAUGUGA
Messenger RNA from Penicillium antarcticum, 1638 nucleotides. RefSeq lists its product as uncharacterized. The record is from RefSeq and is a predicted model, not a curated record. NCBI's taxonomy places the organism in Eukaryota, Fungi, Ascomycota, Eurotiomycetes, Eurotiales, Aspergillaceae. The transcript has 2 exons. The coding region runs from base 1 to 1638 and encodes 545 amino acids.